ACACCUCUACAGCCCGCCCGCGACAGCAACCCAUGCGCAUCCAGGCCCACUCCUGAAGCUCUGAAGACCAGGCUCAGUUGGUAUCCGGCGACCAAGUACGCACUGCGCAGUACCUACCUUACACACACCACGCAACAGUCGAGACAACGACAACAGCGACGACUGCUUCCACCAGAACUAAUCAUCCAUCACAGACAACCCAAGGGCACAGAUAUCUCGCCCGACCUCAAGCGACACUGUUAUCGGGACCGUCUUCCACGGCUGGAACCUGCGAAAGAUCCAAACGAUCAACCCUUUCUGAUGCGCCAAUCGCAUAUCCUCAGCAUUAGACUCACAUCGCAUCUCCACUCGGACUGA
Messenger RNA from Colletotrichum costaricense, 357 nucleotides. RefSeq lists its product as uncharacterized. The transcript has 2 exons. Lineage: Eukaryota; Fungi; Ascomycota; Sordariomycetes; Glomerellales; Glomerellaceae. The record is from RefSeq and is a predicted model, not a curated record. The annotation marks the transcript as partial.